UUGUGUUUAUCAUUCAGUAAAAAAACCAAACGUCAGAGGAAAUUGCAAUUUUUGCAUAAAUUUUUAUUUUAGAAACUAGAUAAUUGGGCGUUUCUAAUAAUUUAAAGUAUUUUUAUACCCAUUUCAACAAAUCGAAAAGACAUUCCUAGACCUCGCCAUAAUGCUUGUCUUAGUAUUGGGUGAUUUGCAUAUACCCCACCGUUGUAGUAGUUUGCCAGCUAAAUUCAAGAAACUGCUUGUACCUGGGCGUAUACAUCAUAUUUUGGUCACUGGCAAUUUAUGCACAAAAGAGUCUCAUGAUUAUCUCAAGACACUGGCCAAUGAUGUUCAUAUUGUGCGCGGUGAUUUCGAUGACAAUCUCUCGUAUCCCGAACAAAAGGUGGUAACAGUUGGGCAAUUUCGUAUUGGACUCUGCCACGGACACCAGGUAGUACCAAGAGGCGACCCCGAAGCAUUAGCCUUAGUGCAACGUCAAUUGGAUGUGGACAUUUUAAUAACUGGACACACUCAUAAAUUCGAGGCCUACGAACAUGGCAAUAAAUUCUACAUAAAUCCCGGUUCUGCCACGGGUGCUUUUAAUCCUUUGGAUACUAAUGUUGUGCCAUCGUUCGUAUUGAUGGACAUACAAAGUUCGACGGUUGUAACUUAUGUUUAUCAAUUGAUUGGUGACGAAGUCAAAGUGGAACGUAUCGAAUAUAAGAAAAUUUAAGAUAUUGAAAUGACAACAGACGACAAAGAAUUUGCAGUAAUUAUUAUGUAUGUUAGUAUGAAUGGUUUUGUUGUUCUUUAAGAAAUUUCUUUAAAUGAUAAGAAGAAUAUGCAUAUAUAUGUAUGUAUGUAGAGAAUGAUUACAUACAUAUGUUUUAAAUUAUAUAGUAUUUUAUAAAUAAAAUAAUAAA
This is a messenger RNA of Lucilia cuprina (Australian sheep blowfly), 899 nucleotides long. It is a transcript of the gene Vps29, whose product is annotated as vacuolar protein sorting-associated protein 29. The transcript has a single exon. The record is from RefSeq and is a predicted model, not a curated record. NCBI's taxonomy places the organism in Eukaryota, Metazoa, Arthropoda, Insecta, Diptera, Calliphoridae. Bases 161 to 709 code for a protein of 182 amino acids. Gene Ontology annotation, biological process: retrograde transport, endosome to Golgi; intracellular protein transport. Gene Ontology annotation, cellular component: retromer complex; endosome.